Molecule: messenger RNA, 2131 nt
Organism: Toxorhynchites rutilus septentrionalis
Lineage: Eukaryota; Metazoa; Arthropoda; Insecta; Diptera; Culicidae
Gene: CCT5
Product: T-complex protein 1 subunit epsilon
Exons: 4
Coding region: 223-1845 (540 amino acids)
Biological process (GO): protein folding
Cellular component (GO): chaperonin-containing T-complex
Molecular function (GO): ATP-dependent protein folding chaperone; ATP binding; ATP hydrolysis activity
Source: RefSeq, a predicted model, not a curated record
ACCUUCUUGUCUCAGCAGCGCUGGGAGCAAACAGUUCAUCCAUCACGGGAGCGACUCACGAAGAAAAUUCGUUCUCGCGUGUGCAGUGCGUGUGUGCGGACUUGGUCGAAUUUUCUUGUAAAAGAAAAUUCAAUUACCCUCGUUUUUGUUUUCAUUUAAUCCUCUGCUCGUUGGUAUCUUUUCCGUUCGCAAGCGUCGUAAAUAAAGUUUUGUCCGGUCAAGAUGAUGUCCUUACCGGGAAGUAUUGCCUUCGACGAGUAUGGCAGACCGUUCAUUAUUCUGCGUGACCAGGAGAACCAAAGCCGACUCACCGGGAACGAUGCUAUCAAGAGUCACAUUAUGGCCGCAAAGCAAAUUGCUACGACCAUUCGAACAUCGCUCGGGCCCAAGGGAUUGGACAAGAUGAUGGUCAGUGGCGAUGGUGAGGUAACGGUGACCAAUGAUGGAGCCACGAUUCUGAAGCUGAUGGAUGUUGAUCACGAGAUUGGCAAACUGAUGGUCCAGCUGAGCCAAUCGCAGGACGAUGAAAUCGGAGAUGGAACGACGGGAGUUGUGGUGCUGGCCGGUGCUUUGCUGGAACAGGCCGAAACUCUGCUGGAUCGUGGAAUCCAUCCGAUUCGUAUUGCCGAUGGGUUCGAGCUUGCGGCACAAUGUGCUAUCAAACACCUGGAUACGAUUGCCGAACCAUUCCCCAUUUCUCGGGACAAUAAGGAACCCCUGAUUCGGGUGGCGAUGACUACCCUGGGUAGCAAAAUCGUGAACAAGUGCCACCGGCAGAUGGCGGAAAUUGCCGUGGAUGCUGUUAUGACUGUGGCCGAUUUGGAGAAGAAGGAUGUCAACUUCGAGUUGAUUAAGCUGGAAUGCAAGGUUGGUGGUCGCAUGGAAGACACUUGCCUGGUGAAGGGUGUGGUUGUGGACAAAACCAUGUCGCACACGCAGAUGCCAAAAACACUGCGUGACGUGAAGCUGGCUAUUCUCACCUGCCCAUUCGAGCCACCGAAGCCAAAGACCAAGCAUAAGCUGGAUGUCACUUCGGCUGAGGAUUAUCGCAAGCUGCGUGAAUACGAACAGGAAAAGUUUUUGGAAAUUGUGAAGCAAGUCAAGGAUGCAGGCGCAACCCUGGCCAUCUGCCAAUGGGGCUUCGAUGACGAGGCUAACCAUCUAUUGCUGCAGCAGGAACUGCCAGCGGUACGUUGGGUCGGAGGACCGGAAAUCGAGCUGAUUGCGAUUGCAACUGGCGGAAGAAUUGUUCCACGAUUUGAAGAGCUUACCUCAGAUAAGCUCGGUUACGCUGGUUUGGUGCGAGAAUUGAGCUUUGGAACCACAAAGGACAAAAUGUUGGUGAUUGAGGAAUGCAAAAACACCCGCGCCGUCACCAUUCUGAUCCGCGGUGGCAACCAGAUGAUCACGGCGGAAGCCAAGCGUUCGAUACACGAUGCGCUGUGCGUGGUACGCUCACUCAUCCAGGAUUCCCGCAUUGUGUACGGUGGAGGUGCCGCUGAAAUCAGCUGCUCCCUGGCUGUGGCACGCGAAGCCGACCAGCUUUCAACUCUGGAACAGUACGCCUUCCGCUCGUUCAGUGUUGCUUUGGAAUCGGUCCCGUUGGCCUUGGCUGAGAACAGCGGCCUCCUGCCGAUUGAAACGCUGUCCGAGCUGAAGUCCCGCCAGGUUGCUGAGAACGCUUCCACACUGGGUGUGGAUUGCAUGCUCAGUGGAAACUCGGACAUGAAGGAUCAUCACGUGAUCGAAUCACUGCACUCGAAGAAACAGCAAAUUAUUCUGGCCACUCAGCUGGUGAAAAUGAUCCUCAAGAUCGACGAUGUUAGAUCUCCGGCCGAUAAGUAAUAUGUAAUCUUUAGCGUGUACUUUUAAUGGCUUCAUUUUGCUUUUCGUUCGUUCUUGCAUAAAUUGUAUCGCCGUUCCAUUUUUGCGAACGGAACAUUUCAAUUCAAUUAAUUGUGUUAAUCUUCUCUUUCAUGCACUCAUGUCUCCGCUAACAAUAAUAACGAAGGAAUAGUAUGUAAAAGGCAUUUCUCCCGUUUGGUUCCAUUUUUACACUCCGGUGUAUAGAUCUUCAGACGGAGGAUGGAGUAAUCAGUAAUAAAACUCACAAUAAUACACUACAUUUAAA